This is a messenger RNA of Funneliformis mosseae, 2193 nucleotides long. Lineage: Eukaryota; Fungi; Glomeromycota; Glomeromycetes; Glomerales; Glomeraceae. The record is from the annotation of a GenBank genome assembly.
AUGAUUAGAAAGGAUUCGAUCGGAUUUAAUUCUGAAACCACUAUAACAGCACAUUCAACAUUAACUUCUUCUUCAAUAGCAACAAUAAAUAUAGAAAAUGAUAUACUUCAUAUAAAAGGCAAAUAUAUCAAAGAUAUUUCAGAUAGAACAAUAUUAUUAAGGGGAAUAAAUUUGUCGGGUGCUUCAAAAAAUCCUUCGUAUCCUUCAAAAAUUCCUUCACAUCAACGAAAAGAUUUUUAUAAUCACAGAGAAGCCAGUUUCAUAGGGAGACCCUUUCCGUUAGAAGAUGCUGACAAACAUUUUCAACGACUAAGACAAUGGGGUUUUAAUUUCCUUAGAUUCAUUAUAACAUGGGAAGCAAUUGAACAUGAAGGACCCGGUAAAUAUGAUUUUGAAUUUUUUGAUUACAUUAUAAAAAUCCUACAUAAAGCCAAAGAAUACGGGUUUAAAUGUUUCAUUGAUCCUCAUCAAGACUGGAGCAGAUUUUCUGGUGGAUCAGGAGCCCCAGGAUGGACUCUUGAAUUAGCCGGACUCAACAUGAUGAAUUUUUCAGAAACAGCAGCAGCAAUUGUGCAUAAUACAUUUGAUAAACCAAAGGAAUUUCCUAAAAUGAUCUGGUCAACAAAUUAUUAUAAAUUAGCCGCGUCAACAAUGUUUACAUUAUUUUACGCGGGAAGCAUAUUUGCACCAAAAUGUAUAGUUGAUGACAUGAACAUACAAGAAUAUUUGCAAACGCAUUUCUGUAAUUCAUAUAAGGCAUUAGCGGAAAGAAUAGUGGAAGCAAAUUUGGCGGAUAAUGUUGUAGUUGGAUAUGAUACAAUGAACGAACCAAGUUGGGGAUGGGUCGGAACAAAGGAUUUAAAUAAAUUUCCAGAAUUUCAAGAAUAUAGAAGAGGAAUUACCCCGACACCAUUUCAAUCAAUGUUAUUGGGAGAAGGAAAUCCAUGUAAGGUAGAAUCAUGGGACAUACGUUGGUAUGGAUUUGGUAAAACAGGAAGUGAAUAUAUUGAUCCAAAAGGAAAGGCGGCUUGGUUAGAAAAGGAUCCUGAAGGAUAUAGUUGGAGGAAAUCCGAUGAAUUUCCACGAGGUGAAUGCAUAUGGGCAGCACAUGGAGUGUGGGAUAAAUCUACCAAAAAACUUUUACGUCCCGAUUAUUUUGCUGUAAAUCCAAUUACGAAUCAACCACAAAAUUGGAUCGAAGAAUGUUUUAAACCAUUUAUAAGAAAAUAUACUUCCGCCUUGCGUUCGAUUCAACCUAAUGCUAUAAUAUUCGUACAACCACCCGUGCUUGAGGUUCCGCCUAAAUUCGAUGAUUCAGAAGACCCACAAGAAAGAUUAAUUUAUGCACCACAUUGGUAUGACGGAUUAACUUUAGUACAAAAACAAUUUAAUUGGUGGAACAUUGACUACUUGGGCAUUAAAAGAGGUUUAUAUUUUGGUUACUUGCCCGCGAUUAAAGUAGGAGAGGAUGCGAUUAAGCAAAGUUUUGCUGAGCAGUUGAAAUUAAUUAAAAGUGAAGGGGAGAGAGAAUUAAAUAAUAUACCAUGCUUAAUUGGUGAGAUCGGAAUACCUUUCGAUAUGGAAGAAGGAAAAGCUUACAAAACGGGAAAUUAUAUUCAACAAAUCAAAGCCAUGGAUGCCAACUUUACCGCUCUAGAAGCCAAUUUACUCUCUUAUACCUUGUGGAAUUAUUGUGAUGAUAAUAAUCAUCAAUGGGGAGAUCAAUGGAAUGGGGAAGAUUUGUCAAUUUAUACGACCGAUUUAACUGAUCCUCUUACAACAAAAAAUUAUAACGAAGACCUUGAUCUCGGUGGUAGGGCGUUAUUUAGUUUACUUCGUCCAUUUCCAUUGAAAACAUAUGGUGAACCGUUGAGUUUAAAAUUUGAUCCAUGGACAAAAAAUUUUUCUUAUUCAUAUCGUAACGCGUAUAAUGAUCCACCAAAAGAAUUUCCUACUGAAAUCUAUUUACCAAGAUAUCAUUUUGAUAAUGAGAAUGAUUUUAUGGUUAAAGUUAGUAGUGGUAAAUGGAUUUGGGACAAAAAUAAUCAACGAAUAUUAUAUUGGCAUGACAUUGCAGCCUCGAAUAAAGGAGUUUAUGAGAAGGAAAUGGGGACUUUUGAUUAUGGUGUACAUCAAAUUUAUAUAGAAGGUAACAUCAAUAAUUUUGAAGAUGAUGAAAAUGUUUGCUGUUAA